AUGAAUUUGUUGGCGUGGCAACCAGCGCCCCAGAACCGACACGUUGGCAGGAGAGACUUCUUGGUCCCUUUUAUUGAUUUGCUGUUGGUGUUUCAGGCGGAGAAGAUCAAGAAGAAGAGGAGCUCUCUGUUUGGAACGCUGCAUGUGGCCCACAGCUCUUCCCUGGACGAGGUGGACCACAAGAUCCUGGAGGCCAAGAAGUCCCUGUCGGAGGUGACGGCGUGCCUGCGGGAGCGGCUCCACCGUUGGCAGCAGAUAGAGAAGCUGUGUGGUUUCCCGGUGGUCAACAACUCGGGGCUGCCCAGCCUGACCACCACGCUGUACUCAGACCACAGCUGGGUGGUGAUGCCCCGCGUCUCCGUGCCCCCCUACCCCAUCGCCGGGGGCGUGGACGACCUGGACGAGGACACGCCCCCCAUGAUGUCACAGUUCACGUCCUCCUCCAUGAUCCGGCCACCGCUGACGCGUAACAGCAGCCUGUGUCGCUCGCGCCGCAGCCUGAUGUCCUCCCAGUCGUCCUCCAUGCUGUCCCAGGACCCCGACCUCCUCUCCAUGACGAGCACCCCCCUCUCCAUGACCAGCCCCCCCCUGUCCUACCACCCGGAGCAGGACGGGGAGCGCCUCUACUUCAGCUCGGACCGGAGGGAGGCGGUCCAGGAGAGCUACUCUGACGCCGACUCGCUGAGCUCCUCGCUGGGCUCCUCCCACGGCCGCAAGGCCCCCGAGGGCCCCUACCGCAAGUUCUCCCGCGAGGAGCUGCUCCAGUUCAGCCAGGAGCCGCCCCCCUCCGCCUACUCCUCCGCCCAGUCCCCCUCCUCCGCCUCCAGCUACACCCCCCGGGACUCCACCCCUCCCCCCACCUCCACCUCCCUGCCCCCCACCCCCUCCUCGGGCCCCCCCUCCUCCUCCCCCUCCCCGGCGCUGGAGCACCGCCCCUUCGGGAAGGGGUCCCCCGACCUGACCCGUCUGCCCGAGGCCCCCGGCACGGGCUACCCCUCCAAGGGGCCCCCCCACCAGGGCAGCGGGGGCCCCCACCAGGGGGGCAAGGGCGCCUACAACGGCCUCCUGGAGAAGUCGUACAGCUUCGGCCAGCUGCCCGCCGGCAUGCUGCCCGGGGCGGCGGGGGUGAAGGGGGCGGGCGUGGGCAGCUACCAGUCGCUCACCUCCCUGGACCUGGGGGGCCGCGCCGAGGCCCCCCGGCUGCAGAGCGCCUCCUCCUCCCAGGACUCCAGCGACAACGGGGAGAAGGUGAAGCGCUCCAAGAUCAAGAGCCUGUUCAAGAAGAAGAAGUGA
This is a messenger RNA of Gadus chalcogrammus (walleye pollock), 1293 nucleotides long. Its product is annotated as stromal interaction molecule 2-like. Lineage: Eukaryota; Metazoa; Chordata; Actinopteri; Gadiformes; Gadidae. Gene Ontology annotation, cellular component: plasma membrane; endoplasmic reticulum. The transcript has 5 exons. Bases 1 to 1293 code for a protein of 430 amino acids. Gene Ontology annotation, biological process: intracellular calcium ion homeostasis; activation of store-operated calcium channel activity; store-operated calcium entry. Gene Ontology annotation, molecular function: calcium ion binding; calcium channel regulator activity. The record is from RefSeq and is a predicted model, not a curated record.